AUGAACCAUAUCCAACGGCCCCAGCGGGACGAGUGCGUAGUAGUAUAUCUGGAUGACAUACUCAUCUACUCCAGGAGCACGUGGAGCAUCUGCGGAAGGUGUUCGAGAUCCAGCGGGAAAAAUAAGUUCUACGUAAAGAUGUCAAAGAGCGACUUCGCCCUGAAGAAGGUGCAGUUUCUCGGGCACAUGGUGAGCACGGAGAGCAUUUACGUGGACCCGCGGAAAAUCGAAGCCGUUAAGAAGUGGAAAGUUCCGGAGAAUGUGAAGGAGUUGCAGCAGUUCCUAGGCUUUGCCAACUACUACAACAGGUUCGUGCCGCAGUACGCUAAGAUAGCAGCGCCACUGACCGACCUACUGAAAAAGGAUACACCCUUCAAAUGGGAUACUCCUCAUCAGCAAGCCAUGGAACAGCUACAGACAGCACUGACUACAGCGCCAGUACUCAUUCAACCGGACCCAGACAAGGACUACGUAGUUGAAGCAGACGCUAGUGACCAGGCAGUCGAAGCAGUACUGAUGCAGGAUCACAACACGGUUUACAGCCUAUCGCCUACCUCAGUAAAAAGCUACACGGAGCAGAACUGA
Messenger RNA from Closterium sp. Yama58-4, 585 nucleotides. NCBI's taxonomy places the organism in Eukaryota, Viridiplantae, Streptophyta, Zygnematophyceae, Desmidiales, Closteriaceae. The record is from the annotation of a GenBank genome assembly.